AUGCUGCCUCCCGUGCCUCGCCUGGAGGAUUACGGUAUCUCGGCGGCAAGUGGUUUCCUGCCGGCUGAACCGCCACUGCACAACCUACCAGCUUUCUACGCCAAAUGGGAAGCUAUUGUCUGCAAUCUGCAGCCUUUACUUCUGAGCAAGCGCAUGCGUGCUGUCGUGGACUGUCUUCCGAUUCUUUCUACGUCCAAUCUUCGAACGGAUGCCGAAUGGCGCCGCGCAUAUGUGGUAUUGGUUUUCAUCUUGCAUGGCUAUGUCUGGGGUGGUGAUCGACCAGCCGAGAGAAUUCCCCCACAGCUUACACAGCCUCUCUUCGAGGUCUGUGAACGAGUGCAGCUGCCUCCAGUUGCAACCUAUGCCGGCGUCUGUCUCUGGAACUACCGCCCAAUCUUCCCCAACGAACCUACCGAUAAUCUGGAUAAUCUCGCCUGCUUGCAAACCUUCACUGGCUCCCUCGACGAGCAAUGGUUUUUCCUCGUCUCAGUCGCCAUGGAAGCACGUGGUGCAGCGUCGAUCCCGCUGAUGCUUCAGGCGAUCGCCGCUGCGCGUCAAGACAGGGCUGAGAUCGUGACGCAGUGCCUGCAGCGCCUUGCAGAGAUCAUAGAUGAGAUCAGCGGACUGCUCAUGCGUAUGUACGAUAACUGCGACCCAUACGUCUUCUACAAUCGCAUCCGUCCAUACCUAGCCGGCAGCAAGAACAUGGCCGAUGCCGGGCUACCGAAUGGAGUGCUCUAUGACGAUGGUCACAACACGCCCCAAUACCGCCAAUACGGCGGAGGCAGCAAUGCCCAAAGCUCUUUGAUCCAGUUCUUCGAUAUUGUCUUGGGCAUUGAACACCGCCCAACUGGAGUCACACGGAAGGACCAAGCCUCUGCCGAUGCCGAAGGUAGCCCGCGACCUCGACAUGGCUUCAUUCAUGAGAUGCGUGAAUACAUGCCUGGCCCACACCGACGAUUCCUACAAGAUGUCGAAUCUGUCGCUAAUAUCCGGGCCUACGUCGAGGCUCACCGCAGCGAUGCCGGCCUGUGCAUCGCCUACGAUGCCUGUUUGUCUAUGUUGAGAGUGAUGCGUGACAAGCACAUACAGAUCGUUUCGCGGUACAUCAUUCUUCAGUCACGGGGUGCGCGAGCUGCAUCGCAACCCGGCGAACCCAGCAAGCCGGCUGUCAAGAACCUUGCUACUGCCGCACCCAAAGAUAAUAAGAAGUUGCGUGGAACUGGUGGCACGGCACUUAUCCCAUUCCUUAAGCAGGCGCGCGAUGAGACGGGCGAACCGGCUAUUGAUGCAUGGGCUCGACGUUUGCUCAGUAAUGGCUCCGUAGAUAAGGGCUCCGCUGCUCUUAGCAAGGUCGGCGAACAACCCGAUGGUCAUCUUGAGGUGGUUGGUCUAUGUGGAACAUGGACCGCUGAUGAUAGUGAAGGCGGAAUCUGCCACUGGUAG
Messenger RNA from Penicillium manginii, 1446 nucleotides. Its product is annotated as indoleamine 2,3-dioxygenase. The coding region runs from base 1 to 1446 and encodes 481 amino acids. The transcript is spliced from 2 exons. Gene Ontology annotation, biological process: 'de novo' NAD+ biosynthetic process from L-tryptophan. Gene Ontology annotation, cellular component: cytoplasm. Gene Ontology annotation, molecular function: indoleamine 2,3-dioxygenase activity; heme binding; metal ion binding. The record is from RefSeq and is a predicted model, not a curated record. Lineage: Eukaryota; Fungi; Ascomycota; Eurotiomycetes; Eurotiales; Aspergillaceae.